ACAAUUUUUCUUUUUGAGAUUUGAAAUUUCUUUCAACUUCGGAAAAAUCAAUACUUUGUAGGUUAUCUCAAACACAAUACUGAUAAACCUUAAACUGUUAUUACUAAUAUAAAUCGCCUGACGAAGCUCGAGACAAAAAGUGGCACCUACUUACCUAGUCGAAGUAACCUUCACGCUGCACAAGAUAACGAGUUCACCAUUCUAUUACCCCCGUUCGCUGUUGCACCUACAAUACAGUUCAAUCAACUUCUCAUUCAGUUAGUUUUACACCGCGACAGUGUUUAGACGCGCUAUGGCCAGUGGCAGAAUUGUUGUUUACGGCGGCCGAGGAGCCCUUGGCGCAGCCUGCGUCAACCACUUUAAGUCUUCCAACUGGUGGGUGGCCAAUAUUGAUAUGAAUCCCAAUGAGAGUGCCGAUGUCAACAUUACCGUGCCUAAAGAAAGUUCGUGGAUUCAGCAAGAGCAACAUGUCGUGAGUGAACUUGAGGCAGCGCUUCAAGGUCAGAAAGUGAACGCUGUGAUUUGCGUGGCCGGCGGCUGGGCCGGCGGUAACGCUGCUAAGGAACUGAGCAAACAAGCGGAUUUAAUGUGGCGCCAGUCGGUAUGGUCAUCGACAAUUGCGGCAACACUGGCCGCUAAAUAUCUCACUCCAGGAGGUCUUCUCGCCUUAACUGGCGCAAAAGCUGCCCUUGAAGCGACACCUGGUAUGAUUGGCUAUGGCCUUGCCAAAGGAGCUGUCCACCAGCUUACAAAAUCACUUGGUGCUAAAGACUCUGGCCUUCCAGAAAAUUCUUUGGCCGUGGCUAUAUUGCCGGUUACAUUAGACACAGAAAUGAAUAGAAAAUGGAUGCCAAAGGCUGAUUUUAGUUCAUGGACACCACUUCCCUUUGUUGCUCAGCUGUUCGAUAAAUGGAUAAAAGGAGAAGAGAGACCACCCAGCGGCAGUUUAGUGGCACUAGUCACUAAGAACAAUGUUACUGAACUGAUUGUACAGUAACUUAUUAUCUAUUUAUUGAUUGUGGCCACAAAUGAAGAGUAAAUUGUAUGAUAUUAUAUAGAUGUAUUUGAAGACAAUAUAAUUGUCCUUACAACUUUCCAUGUACACUUGUUUGUUAGGCAUUUUAUUGUGAUUAUAAUAUCGAAUAUUUACAAAAUGGAUGUGAUUGUUAGAUUUAAGCAAUGUCUAUUUACAUAUGAUGUUUAAAUGCCAAUAUGCUUUUGAUGUAUAAUAAGUAUAAUAUCAGACAAUAAGGGAACAAAUCUCAUAAUAUUGUGUGAAUGUAUGCUUUGUUUACACUUGGAGAACGUAAUUUGUGAAAUAUAUCAACUAUAUUAAAUGUUGUUGAAACUU
Galleria mellonella (greater wax moth) is the source of this 1351-nucleotide messenger RNA. It is a transcript of the gene Dhpr, whose product is annotated as dihydropteridine reductase. Gene Ontology annotation, cellular component: cytoplasm. The transcript has a single exon. Gene Ontology annotation, molecular function: NADH binding; 6,7-dihydropteridine reductase activity; NADPH binding. The record is from RefSeq and is a predicted model, not a curated record. Lineage: Eukaryota; Metazoa; Arthropoda; Insecta; Lepidoptera; Pyralidae. Gene Ontology annotation, biological process: tetrahydrobiopterin biosynthetic process; L-phenylalanine catabolic process. Bases 293 to 997 code for a protein of 234 amino acids.